UUCUUGCAGAAAUAUCUGGAAUAAACAAGGACAUCCUGUUUUGCCAUCAUCAAAAUUCCGAAUCUCAAUCAUGCAGAGUUUGCACGUUAAGGAAUACGGUCCACCGUCUUCAAAGAAAAAUAGCCUUAAUAUGGAAUCGAGCGGAAGACAGGUUCGUCUGAGCGAGGACACGCUCCAGGAGCACGACAAGGCUGUGGGAGCGCGGGCCCAGGGUCCCAGGCGACAGUCAAUCGUCUCAUCCGACUCCAUGAACGACCCCAAUAAACUUAAAAACUAUCUCGGGCGGCGGCGGUCAACCGUCAAGAGCCUGAAUCAGUCAAUCAGCAUGAUGAGGCGCAUGAGCAUCAAGCCAAAACUAGAGGAACCACCGCAGCCGAAGUUUUUGUAUGAGAACACCUUCCGUAUGGACCCCCAAGAUGACACCAAGUUCCAGCCACACAGAGUAGAGCCGAUUGUUGACAGUGUCUUUAAAAUGUAUCUUGAUGACCAAGAUUACGAUCAAAAGAUAUGUAGCACACUGGCCUGUGAUUUGGCGCAGAUUAUAAAGAACCGGGUGAAGGACUUGGAGUUCCCUCGCUAUAGGAUUGUGUGCAAUGUGAUGAUUGGGCAGAAAAAGGACCAGGGGAUUGAGGCAUCGAGUCGGUGCGUAUGGGAUCAAAAACAGGACAACUAUGCAUGUGUUUACUAUCAGAAUCCGAGCAUUUUUGCGGUUGCAAUGGUACAUGGAGUAUACUUUGAGUGAUACGUGCACUGUACUGCAUGCGACGUCCGUGUUUUAUGGAGUGUACCUUGAGUGAAACAUGUACGUAAUGACGUACAAUGUAGUAUGGCGUACCCGUUGAGUAAUGCGUAUACGCUAUGGCUUCCGUGGUUAAUGGCGUACACGCUGAGUGAUGCGUGUACACAAUGACUUCCGUGGUUGGCGUACACGCUGAGUGAUGUGUGUACACUAUGACUUCCAUGGUUUGCGUAUACGUUGAGUGAUGACUUCCGUGGUUAAUGGGGUAAACGAUGAGUGAUGCGUGAACACAAUGACUUCCAUGGAUCAUGACGUAUACAUUGAGUAAUGCACGUUCACUAUAUAUGACAUCCGUUGUUUAUGGCGUAUACAUUGAGUAAUGCACGUGCACUCUACAACAUCCGUUGUUCAUAGAGUGUACUAUUAUAUGAUGCAUGUGCACUACAUGUAUAUGACAUCCGUGGUAUAGAGUACACAUUGAGUGCUAUGUGUUGACUAGGACAUCUGCGGUUAAUGGUGUAUACGUUGUGUGAUGCGUGAACGCUGUGACAUCCGUGGUUCAUGGUGUGUACGUUGGGACUUCAUGCAUGUGUGUAAAAUGGUUGAUCAGGAAGACAUGAGAUGGACACUCUAUUUAUCAGUAACUAACUUCUGAUCACACCACCAGCAACUUCGCCGGAUGCGAUUUUUUCUGUUUCAACCAAAUACAGCUGUAGGGAAUACUCCAAACAAGAGUAAAUGGAAGCAAAUCGAUAAAGAAUCUUACAGCGCAGUGUGUAAAAGUUUCAAAGCGAUAAAAAACGUAGUAACUCCACGGUGAGUUCAUUUGCACAAGAUCACUCAAUUAUUUUGAUAAAAAUUAAUGGACAAUCAAAACUAUGCAUCACGAACAUUGGAGUCUUUAGGCAGGAGCCAGGUAGGUCAGACGUUGUUUCACGAAGUCGCCAAUGGGGGCUCUCAGUCGCCAAUAUGAUGCCAUUUCAUUCUAGAGGCAACAAUGUUCAAGACGUAUUGAUGUACAUUUGUAUAUCAUAUGUUUCUUUGCCUUCUCACUCGCCGUAUGAACUCUGGCACUACGCACUUUCGGUAUCCUCCUUCGGUGUGGGCUGAAGGGCCUACAGGUAGGCCGACAUCCUACCAGUUAGGUAGUUUUUAAUUGACCUUACGCUUUCACCAAAUAUUCUGU
This is a messenger RNA of Lineus longissimus, 1925 nucleotides long. RefSeq names its product dynein light chain Tctex-type 5-like. The record is from RefSeq and is a predicted model, not a curated record. Gene Ontology annotation, biological process: microtubule-based movement. NCBI's taxonomy places the organism in Eukaryota, Metazoa, Nemertea, Pilidiophora, Heteronemertea, Lineidae. The transcript is spliced from 3 exons. The coding region runs from base 71 to 742 and encodes 223 amino acids. Gene Ontology annotation, cellular component: cytoplasm; cytoplasmic dynein complex. Gene Ontology annotation, molecular function: dynein intermediate chain binding.